UCUCCCUCUGUGGCGGACACAAUAACGCAUGGCUGCUUUACAGAGAAAAUGAGCAGAAUUUUUCAAAAAACAACUUGGUGCAGUGAGAUGUGUGCGCUCAGAAGAAGGUCUCCUGCAAUAAAGCCUUUCAGCAUGGCUCAACAUGACAUCCUAAAUCCACCAGUGACUGACACUGAAAACAUGAAUAUUUGUAAAAAGGUAUUCUGGACUAAAUAUGACAAACUGUGGCAGUGUUUGUCUUUCUAAAUUCUGCGAAGUAACCCCUGCCAAGGCCACAUGAUCGGUGGAGAGUUGGCAAGAGUCGCUGCAUCUACAAAUUAACUUGAAGAGCAGUUUAUGCAGCAGUAGAAGCUUUUAUCCUCUGCAUUAGGACAAGCAGAAAAAAGGAAGAGUUAUUAAAGCUGUGGUAAUUGAGGAACAGAUGUUGCAGGAGUGUUAUCAAUCUGCUAGAAUUUAAUACACCCAGCGGGUUACAAUGACUCCUACUGAGAACAUGACUGUUUUCUCUGCGGCUGAUCGCUGUCCCAACUGCAGCUCCUCCGCCCACCCAGAGGUAGACGUAGCCAAGGCGGUGGUUUUGGGGAUGGUGCUUGUGGUGUUUGUGGUGUUCGGAGUUCUUGGCAACAUCUUGGUUAUCCUGUCGGUGUUGUUCCACCACCACUGGCGCUCUGUGACACACUACUUCAUUGCCAACCUGGCAGCAGCAGACCUGCUGCUCAGCUCCGCCGUGCUGCCCUUCUCCGCCACCUCGGAGGCUCUUGGCAGAUGGGUGUUUGGCCGGUCUUUCUGCAGCGUCUGGGCCGCCCUUGAUGUCCUCUGCUGCACUGCCUCCAUCCUCAGCCUGUGUGUAAUCUCUAUCGACCGCUACCUGGCUGUCAGCUACCCUCUGCGCUACCCUGCCAUAGCUACGGGGAGGCGAGGCCUGACCGCGGUGGCUGCUCUCUGGGGACUCUCGGCAGCUAUAUCUGUGGGCCCCCUGUUUGGCUGGAAGGAGCCUGACCCAGAGGAUGAGACUGUGUGCCGAAUUACAGAGGAGCCGGGCUAUGCUUUGUUCUCAGCACUAGGAUCUUUCUAUAUCCCUCUGGCCAUCAUCCUGGCCAUGUACUGCCGUGUGUAUACUGUGGCCAAGAGAGAGACAAAAACCCACAGGAAGGGCAGUAAGGUAGAUGGGGUUGCAACAGAGGGGGUGAUGCUGAGGAUACACAGAGGGAAUGCUGCUCAGACGGGGAAGCAGGAAGAGGAUGAGGUUCCCACGAGGCAGAAACAUACCACCUUUUCCCUACCAAGGCUGCUUAAGUUCUCAAGAGAAGAGAAGGCAGCCAAGACUCUUGGCAUUGUUGUCGGGUGCUUCAUUCUGUGCUGGCUCCCUUUUUUCCUGGUUUUACCCAUCGGAUCCAUCUUCCCAUCCUGUAAGCCUUCUGAAACAAUCUUUAAGAUAACCUUCUGGCUGGGUUACCUCAACAGCUGCAUUAACCCCAUUAUUUACCCAUGCUUCAGCCGGGAGUUCAAGAAAGCCUUCCACAAUGUGCUCCGUGGUCGCUGCCUGAGAACUGGGGCGCUGACUGCCAAACCGCAAGGACACAUAACCAGCCAUUCCUCCAGUCCAGGCCCCACGUCCAAUACCUCUGUUAUGUCAGGCCAAAGCUGUGUCACCAUAUCCUCAUGGUGUUGCUGCAGGGCGUUUCCAACCUCUUCCUCGUCUGUCGGUGUUCCAGAUCAGGCUCAAAGUGCACAAAUCCAGAGCAAGAGUCUGCUGAAGGCGUGGUGUUUCUCAGCAAGUCGAACGCCGGUACCACGGAACCCCUCCGGUCACGGAUCAACCAAGGUCUUAUGCCUGUCCCUUGGCGUCACAGGAGAGGCUGUUUGAUAGGCACGUUGAGGCAGUUGAGGAGAAUCUGAUCCUGUACUUGGGGUUUGCCUCGGGGAAAACACUUACAUGCAACUUUUACAUGUAUAUUUAUGCUCCUCAGAGGCAUCAGAGCGCAGGGCCAGCCAAUAGUGACUCGCCCCUAGAGCAGGCAGACGAUAACUCUGUUGCCUUAGGGCUUUAUGCCAGUAUAAAUGUCCUGAGUGUCAAAUAAAAUAUGAUCUGGGAACGUGAAUGAAUAAUAUUUUGUCUACACUCACGACCACUACUGAGCUGUUCUUGAACAGAGAACCACAUGUCAGAGACUGCAGAGUGUGAACGCACAGCUAGAGAGUUUUGGAAAAAGUACAAACCUCUUUGGGGAACAAAUGUGAGGCAAAAACAGUGUGGACACUAGGUAACCUGGGAACCAUCAGUUCUUUGCAAGGAAUAAAGAUAUAAUAACAUCUUAUUGAAAUGACAUUAAAAAAGAACUCCAGAGACAUGAUUUCUUUAAACAUUAGAGGUAUUACUGCAGAUUGCACAAAAGCCCCUAAGGGCAACAUACUCAUAAAUCCCGGCACAAUUAGCAUUCACUGACAGCUCUGAGAAAGCGGAAGCUGGUGUAGGAGUGCGAGCAUUAUGUGUGCAACCUCUGUUUUAAAGGGACUAGACACUGGCAAGCUUUGAUUUCUAAAUAGCUGUCACAAAAGAGAGAAAAAUCAGGAAUGGUUUGGGGAAAGAGAUACAGACACUGUAAAACCAGAUAAGUUCAUUUAACUCCCUAAAUUGUUGAAAGUGAUUACAUCGAAAAUAGUAGUAAUAUUAAGUAAAACUAACUCAAUUUUGUAAGUUUUUUGAUCAAGUAGCUUUAGUAAUUUCAAGAAGCAGUAAUUUUUAUUUGUACUGUGACAACAAAAUAUGUAGUAAAACGUACUUAAUCAAGAAUGUUUUUUAACUUACAAAAUUGAGUUUGUGUUACUUAAAUGUUUGGAUUUAAUCCUUUUCAACAAUAUUUUUGAGUUAAAAUAAGUCAUUGCUUUACAGUGCAGUCUCAAAGAAAAGCUUUCAUUCUACCCCUCUGAAGCUUUUAAUGUUCAGUUUUUGUUUUUGUUGAGGCUGUAUCUAAGAUUUGUUGAAUCAGCUUUUAAUGUUUGACAUCAAAGCUUCUGCUGUUGUUAAAUAAAUGAAAAGGUGUUUUUCUCUCUCUCAGUGUUGGUGAAGGACUUUUUGUCACUGGUUUUCUGCCAGUACAGGUCUCCAGAGCCUCUCCACUCAAACACUGGAAAAUUACAUAAUUGUCUGAUUGUUUGAAAGUGACGCAUGAGUAAUUCAAGCAGUGCCUGUCUUGACAUCUUUGUUCAUCUGUAACUGUAUGUUGUCUUUAAUGCUGCAGUCAGAUUUUUGGCUCCUAGGAGGUAGACAAACUCCAAAUGAAGGUGAUCAGCAGAUCCAGCAGACGCAGAGCAGCAUUAUAAUCUCAGUUAAGUUGUGUUUGUGUCCAACAUUCAUUAUGCUUUUAGCUCUUGUUGGAUCUCCACCAGCUCCUGAGGGAAAUAUCUGGCUCUUCAGCUUCCAGAUUUUACACUUUGUGUCUUUGUGUCUAAUUUUAUCAGUGCUGUAAGACCAAAAUAAUGAAUUAAAAGAAACCAAAAACCA
Molecule: messenger RNA, 3505 nt
Organism: Dicentrarchus labrax (European seabass)
Lineage: Eukaryota; Metazoa; Chordata; Actinopteri; Moronidae
Gene: adra1ab
Product: adrenoceptor alpha 1Ab
Exons: 3
Coding region: 476-1867 (463 amino acids)
Biological process (GO): cell-cell signaling; adenylate cyclase-activating adrenergic receptor signaling pathway; positive regulation of cytosolic calcium ion concentration
Cellular component (GO): membrane
Molecular function (GO): alpha1-adrenergic receptor activity
Source: RefSeq, a predicted model, not a curated record